This is a messenger RNA of Symbiodinium necroappetens, 267 nucleotides long. NCBI's taxonomy places the organism in Eukaryota, Dinophyceae, Suessiales, Symbiodiniaceae. The record is from the annotation of a GenBank genome assembly.
AUGGCAUUCUGGGCACACUUCAUGGAGAACCCGGGCACUCUCACGGAUGCCUGGGCAGAUGAGGAGUUGCUUUUCGACUGGGCCAUGGGUGCACUGGUCAGUGCGGAAAGGUAUGUUGGCGGUGUGAUCAACCCGGACCAUCGCAACACUGCAUUUACCAAGCACAUCAUCAACAAGCGCCGCUCUAGCAGCGCCAUGCUGGACGAGACGCACAUAGGCAGGGUCUUCCCUAAAAGCGGAAGCUCCAUCGCAGACACGCCGGAGUAG